Messenger RNA from Gigantopelta aegis, 2187 nucleotides. RefSeq names its product RILP-like protein 1. Bases 157 to 1356 code for a protein of 399 amino acids. Gene Ontology annotation, molecular function: protein dimerization activity. NCBI's taxonomy places the organism in Eukaryota, Metazoa, Mollusca, Gastropoda, Neomphalida, Peltospiridae. The transcript has 10 exons. The record is from RefSeq and is a predicted model, not a curated record.
UCUUAACUUUUUUUCACGUGUAUCAACAAUCUUUUUUUUUCCCGGAAGUAAAAUUAGUGGGAAGGAUCAACAACUCGUGAUGGCUUGAUGACUUCGUAGGAUCUGUUCUCACAUUAUGGAACUUCCUCAUUCCUGACUUUCUGUUUUCUAAUUUCGAUGGAUUCCCGGACAAUCUCUGAUCGUAGAAUGUCUGAAGAAUGGGUAAUCACAGUGACGGACGUUUACGACCAAGCGGCGGGCAUAGCGCAAGAAUUUGACAAACUAAUUACAGUCUACGGUAAUGACUCAGUGACUGACCUUAUGCCAAAAGUGAUCAAAGCUUUGGAGCAGCUUGAACUAUUGGCGAGUCGAUACGAACAUGAGAACGAAGAGAUUAGUCAGUUAAAACUUGUGGUUGAGAAGCUUCAGGCUGAGAAACUGGAAAGAGCGCAAGAGAGGGCAAGAUUUGAACAGGAGCUAGAGCAGAUUGAGGAGAACUGGCAGAGCGAGGUGAAGUCUUUGCUGUGGGACAUCAGCAAGCUACAGGAUGCGAACAAGAAGCUCAACGACCACCUGCAUGACACGAAGCAGGCCAUCGUCGAGGAGGUCGUCCAGGUCCACAAACGAACAGAACAAGAAGAAAUACGGGUUCUCACCAAGCUGAAGGAGACUGUUGACAAACAGCGCAAUGAUCUCAGAACCGUGAAGAGAGAAAUGAAACAGAAGACCGCAGACUGUGAUGCUCUUUCAGAACAAUUAGAUAGAAUUGCAAAAGUAAAUGCGGAGCUGCGACGGAAAAACAAUAUACAUAAGAAACAGGCAAAAGCUCUGAUUGAAGAGCGGGCAGACAUAGAGGUUCAACUGAAAGAAAAGGACAUACAGGUUGUCCGCAUAAAGGAAAUGUUGACGCAGCAGGAGAACUAUGAUGCCGAGAAACUGGCUCAAGAGGUCCGCAGAAAACGAUCCCAAUCAAAAGGAGAUGAUGAAGAUGAGGUUGAUUUUACUGAUAUGAAUCAAAGACUUCAUCUGGAGGGCAAAAUGAUAAUUGAUUUAGCUGACCCCGACCGACCCCGCUUUACGAUGCAAGAAUUGCGGCAGGUUCUCCUGGAACGAAACGAACUGAAGACAAAACUCAUAGAAGUUGAGGAGGAGUUAAAUACAUACAAACCAAAAAUUGUCUCAAAACCGCCCGAGGAAGGGGCCGAACCGCUUGACCCAAAUGAUGAAAUGUCAUCCUACCGAGGUGAGGAAGUGCUUGUUUUCGGACCAAUUAACCGUGAACCAGAUGAAAAACUAUCUGGUCGAAAAGAGGGAGGCGUAAGAAAAUUCUUUCAGCAGUUGCUGGAUAACAUUAAUCUACCACAGCUGGAUAUAUAGUGUUAGUUUCAGUUUCUUAUUUGGAGAUGGAUCACCCAAGCCCCAAAGACAAAACACAGCUCAGAGAAAGCGCAGUUCAACAGUCGCCCAAUGACAUUGUAACCACAGAGAUUUUACUUUGUGACAGGAUGUAUUUUUUUUUCCAUUUUCUGUGGCAGUGUGGGAGAAAAAGAAACGACAUUGUAUAGCAUAUCAAUACUUACAUGGGACCAAUACCAUGCGUAGUCUUAUAACAAUAAUAUAUGAUAUAAUAUAGAUCAUGUCAAGAAGAUAUAUAAAUAUAUUUAUUGUAUUAAUUUAGUCUUAUUUUGACAAAGAUUAGGAGAGAUGUUAUCUUCAUUCCAGAAUUUAUAUAAUGGCCGUCUAUACAUUAUUCACAUUAAAAGGUGAUGUCUCUUGUACGAUUUAACCAAUCACCUGAGAAAUUACGGAAAGUGAAUAAUUGCUCACAACUUUCUAAUUUAAAAAGUGUGCACCUUAUAAAUACAUACCUUUUGCUUUUGUUAAUAAAUACAAAAUACUCCAAAAAGCAAUUUAUAUUUUGUUUUGAAAACAGUACAUUAAUUUACACCAACAACUAAUGAAUCUUAUACAGAGUUCGUAGCAGUCUUUAAAUUCCUUGAAAGCCUGAAUUUGAAAAAAAUAUUUGAGUUGUAAUAAAAGUCUUUAAAUUCUCACAAAUCACAGCCAAAGCAAUGAUGUUAUCUUUUACAGCUGCAUACAUUUGAUAUUUUCCAGUUACAAGGUUUAAUCUGUCAUGAUACAUGUAAAAAAGCUAAAAAAAAAUUGUCAUGGAUAGCAACAUAAACAAACUGAUUUGGUAUUUUUAUC